CCUUUGUUCCCAAGCCUAGAACCUCUCUUGUCUCUCUACCUAGCUUAAUUUGUUAUAUUUCUUGCUUUCCCCUUCAAUUUUUUCAAACCCAUCACCACGAGUUUACAUAUACAUAUCAAUAUCAGAACAUUAAUUUAAUUUGUAAGCGGUCAUAUUUUCAUCCAAUCAUGCCAAUCUUUGGGGGAUCUUCUGAUUCUGAAGACGAAAGAACAAUGCAUCAAACGACUAAGUUCUUCAAUCGCCAACGAUCAAUUCACUCUAUAUUUGGAGGAGGCAAAUUUGCGGAUAUUUUGUUAUGGAGAGAGCCAAAAAUAGCUGCAACUUUGCUGAUAGGAGUUAGUCUCUUCUGGUUCUUGAUGGAAGUAGUGGAAUACAAUUUCAUACCCCUAAUUUGUCAUGCUUCCAUGACUUCUAUGAUUCUUUUCUUUAUUUGGUCCACUGCUUCUGAUUUUCUCAAUUGGGAAAGGCCAAUUAUACCAGAAGUGGUACUAGACGAAUCUUCUUUCAAGGAAUUAACAAGAAGCUUUCACGAUAGAUUCAACAAAAUCCUCUCCAAGCUUCUAGACAUUGCUUGUGGAAGAGAUCCUCCACUCUUUUUCCUCACAACCGUCUCACUUUAUAUCAUCUCCAUCAUCGGGACAUAUUUCAACUUUAUGAAUCUUUUGUUCAUAGGGUUUAUAAGCAUGCAAACGUUGCCGGUUAUGUACGAGCUGUACGAGGAUGACGUUGAUAGAGUGGUGAGGAAGCUGUACAGAAAAAUUGACUCGAACGUUCUUAGCAAGAUCCCAAGAGGAACUGUCAAAAGCAAGAAACAUACUUAAAAUAUUUUUUUAUAUAUUAAUUCAUGUAUAAUCAGAAUUUAUGCAUAUAUUGUGUGCCCUAAUCCAUUGCUUAACUAUGCCUAUGCUCUGGGCCGGACUUGCUUUCCGGCAAGGCGGCAACAAUUCUGUAACUGUAAGACAUACACACUAUACUGGUUAUCCUUUUCUAAUGGUUCCCUGAGUGGAAUCCACUUCUAGCCAAAUAUCAACUGUGAUUUCUUCCUAAUGAAAUCAGUCCAAUAAUAUGGCAUCAGUUAUUCCAAUAUAUGAUCUUUUG
Messenger RNA from Raphanus sativus (radish), 1098 nucleotides. Its product is annotated as reticulon-like protein B9. The transcript has 5 exons. Lineage: Eukaryota; Viridiplantae; Streptophyta; Magnoliopsida; Brassicales; Brassicaceae. The coding region runs from base 168 to 821 and encodes 217 amino acids. The record is from RefSeq and is a predicted model, not a curated record.